UCCCAUGGGUCCCCAAGCCCUUCCCCUCCACUGGCCUUUCUGGUCUCUGUUCCCACGGGGCACCAGGACCCUCCAUCCAGAGAUGCUGCUGCCACCACUGCUGCUCCUGCUGUGGGCAGGGGCCCUGGCUCUGGAUGAGAGACUCAGGUUGGAGGUGCCAGCGGCAGUGACAGUACAGGAGGGCCUGUGCGUCUCCGCGCUUUGCUCCGUCUUCUACUUCCAGUAUGGCUGGAACACCUCUACCCCGGCUUACGGCUACUGGUUCCGGGAAGGGGCCAAUAUACACCAGGACGCUCCAGUGGCCACAAAUGACCCAAGUAGAGAGGUGCAGAAGGAGACCCAGGGUCGAUUCCACCUCCUUGGGGACCCUGGGAGGAACAAUUGUUCCCUGAGCAUCACAGAUGCCAGGAGGACAGACAGCGGGUCAUACUUCUUUCGGCUGGAAAGAGGAAGGAUAAAAUUCAGUUACAAAUCCCCCCUGCUCUCUGUGCGUGUGAUGGCCCUGACCCAUAAGCCGAACAUCUCCAUCCCAGAGACUCUGGAGUGUGGCCAUUCCAGGAACCUGAGCUGCUCUGUGCCCUGGGCCUGUGAGCAGGGGAUACCCCCCAUCUUCUCCUGGAUGUCAGCUGCCCCCAUCUCCUUGGGCCCCAGAUCCACCUGCUUCUCAGUGCUCACUGUCACCCCACGGCCCCAGGACCACAGCACCAGCCUCACCUGCCAGGUGAAGUUCCCCAGAGCUGGUGUGACCACAGAGAGAACCAUCCAUCUCAACAUGUCCUCAGGUGAAUCUCCUUCUUCGCACCUUUUGGUUGGGACAUCAGGGCCCGUGGCCGAGGUGGCUCUGGUGGUCACUGGGGAAGUGGCUGUGAAGAUCUUGCUUCUCUGUGUCUGCCUCAUCUUCCUCAGAGUGAGAUCCCGCAGGAGGAACUCAGCUACAGCAGAAGAGGUUGUGGAGGACGUGUACACAGUAAUGGGUUAAUCCCUGAGCACAGGACUCCAGACUGUGCUUCCAGAUGCUUCCUUGUCUGGUUUCCACACCAUGUGAACUGCCAGGUUUCCCUCCAUUGCUGGAGAACGAGGUGCCAACCCCACUUGCUGGAUGGGAGGCCUUGCAUGGUCUGUCCGCUGCUGGACUUCCCUGGGGAUCCCUUCUCUCCCUGCCUCACCAUCUCCCACAAGCCCUGGAUCAAGCCCUUCUGUGACUCUGAGACUUUGCAUGUAUUGUUCCUUCUCCUGAAACACCCUUCCUGCCUAUUCCUCUCUCUAUAGGGCCUGACCAUCCUCAGGCUCAGUCUUCAAUGUCCAAUGUUGUGUGUGUGUAUAAUUCCUAUAGGAUAUAAAGUGGAUGGUGACAUUAAUUUAUUCAUUUAUAGACUUCAUCAGUAACUAUUAGUGAUCACCUGCUGUGUGCCAGCAGUGUUGGACACCAAGGAGUUCAUCAGUAAACAUAGCUUCAAAAAUCUGUCAUUAUAAGCUGUUAUUCUGGAGAGUAGAGUGAUAAGAAUA
Nycticebus coucang (slow loris) is the source of this 1506-nucleotide messenger RNA. RefSeq names its product myeloid cell surface antigen CD33-like. NCBI's taxonomy places the organism in Eukaryota, Metazoa, Chordata, Mammalia, Primates, Lorisidae. Gene Ontology annotation, cellular component: plasma membrane. The transcript is spliced from 6 exons. Gene Ontology annotation, biological process: cell adhesion. Gene Ontology annotation, molecular function: sialic acid binding. The record is from RefSeq and is a predicted model, not a curated record. Bases 5 to 979 code for a protein of 324 amino acids.